GAGUGCCUUGCAUGAUUGAUCCCUCUCUACUCUCUAAUCUCUCUCUCAUAUUUAAUCCUAAAUUUCGGAUCACCACAUGAUUCAUUGCGCUUUGUAACAUUGUCUCUCACCUUUUCUCAUUCCUUUCUUGUUGUUGUUGCCUUUCCCAAGGGUUAUCCUUGUUGGGUUUUUCUCCAAUCUUGUAAUUUUUCUUCUGUUUUUUCUUUUUCUUGGAUUCUUUGACCCAAGUCACACUCUUUUUCACUCUUCCUCUUGUUUUUUUUUAAAUCCCUUCAAAACCCAAUAAAAAAAAAUUGUUUCUUUUUCAUCUUUUGUUUGCAUUGGUGUUUUUUCCCUUGCUCAUAACCUCCAAUUUAUUGUAGCCUUGUAGGGGUUUGAGGGGACCUCUAAAUUCAAAAAAGUUGUGGUUUUUGUUUUUGUAUUUGUAUUUGUGUUCCCUGUUCUUUUUUUACCUUGUUUCCUCUCCAUUUCUUUUGGGUUUUUCUCCUUUGGUAAAUUUAAGCUCAAAAAAUAUGGGUUUUGAUGAAAAUAAGCAUGAAAUUUCUGGUGAUUCUACUGAAAUUUUGAACACAAAAGAUGAUGAAGAGAGUGUUAAUGAACCUACAAAUGAGAAAAUCACUAGAAAAUUGAGUGAAGAUUCUGUUCUUACUAUUGAGGAUGAUGAAGACGAAGAAGAUGAUGAUGAUGAGAACAAAAUUAACUUGGGUCCACAAUGCUCAUUGAAGGAUCAAUUAGAGAAAGACAAGGAUGAUGAGAGUUUAAGGAAAUGGAAGGAACAACUUCUUGGUAGUGUGGACCUUAAUGCAAUUGGAGAAACUCUUGACCCGGAGGUAAAAAUUUUGAGCCUUGCAAUAAAAUCCCAUGGUAGAGAUGAUAUAUUGCUACAGAUUCCAGAGAACGGAAAGGUGAAGGGAAAUUGGUUUACAUUAAAAGAAGGUUGCCGUUACAGCCUCCAGUUUGCUUUUCUGGUCAACAAUAACAUAGUUUCAGGCCUCAAAUACACCAACACUGUCUGGAAAACUGGAGUGAAAGUUGAUAGCGCAAAAGAAAUGCUUGGAACGUUUAGCCCUCAAGCAGAGCCAUAUAAACAUGAAAUGCCAGAGGAGACCACCCCGUCAGGCAUUUUUGCUAGAGGAUCAUAUACUGCUAGGACAAGGUUUGUUGAUGAUGACAACAAGUGCUAUUUGGAGAUCAACUAUACAUUCGAUAUCCGGAAGGAAUGGUAAUUCCAAGAGCUGAAAGUUGAUAUUUUCGCGGCAGUUUUGCCUUGUUCUCUGUUGUUGCCAAUCUUCAACUCCUUUGAGUACAUUACUCGAGCAGUUGGAAAGAAGAGAGCAACUGCCUAGCAGCUUAGGAUCACAACCUUUUCUGGAUCACUUGAACUAGAGAUAUGGUUUAUCUUGUUUCAUCCUUGACCCUUUUUUUUUUUACUCUAGUAUUGUCACCGUGUGUGCACCUUAAAAUGUGAAGGGACCAUUGUGAUGAAGUUGUUUGAACUGUUACAUGGAAAUGUCAACAAUAAAUUCAUGUAGUUCUUUUUUGUUGCAAUGUUUAAUUACUUUCAUGUUGAA
This is a messenger RNA of Beta vulgaris subsp. vulgaris (sugar beet), 1571 nucleotides long. Its product is annotated as rho GDP-dissociation inhibitor 1. Gene Ontology annotation, cellular component: cytosol; cytoplasm; membrane. Gene Ontology annotation, molecular function: protein binding; Rho GDP-dissociation inhibitor activity. The coding region runs from base 513 to 1226 and encodes 237 amino acids. Gene Ontology annotation, biological process: Rho protein signal transduction. The record is from RefSeq and is a predicted model, not a curated record. Lineage: Eukaryota; Viridiplantae; Streptophyta; Magnoliopsida; Caryophyllales; Amaranthaceae. The transcript has 5 exons.